This is a messenger RNA of Didymodactylos carnosus, 29605 nucleotides long. The record is from the annotation of a GenBank genome assembly. NCBI's taxonomy places the organism in Eukaryota, Metazoa, Rotifera, Eurotatoria, Philodinida, Philodinidae.
AUGAGUUUCUUCAGAAUAGGCAAGAAUGUUAGUAGACAAGGCUAUAAGUUCAACUCCUCCACUGUAGAUGAUAUUAUUGGCUUAUGUGAUUUUGAAACUUCAUUAUGUGGUUACAAAAAUGAUCAUAGUUUGAUUACGAAAUGGCUGCGAACAUCAACACCAAAAACUGUAAAAUUUAAAGAUCAUACAACUCGGUUAUUGAACGGUCAUUAUUUGUACCUCGAAUCAAAUUCUCAUGGUCGUUUAGUAUCUCCUAUCAUUCAACCGAGCAAGGAGUUCACGUCACAAUGUCUAAGCUUUCUUUACAUCUUACACGAUCAGUCAAACAGCAAUAACAACGUUACUGAAUUGAAAGUGUCGAUAGAAAAACAGGGACUCAGCUCUACAAUAUCGGCGAUCGAUAUUGUACAAUUCAAUGAAUGGGCGACAGCAAAUGUUGAAAUUACUCAAGAUAAACCUUAUUCAUUGAUUAUCGAAGGAAAGACAUCUAAGGCGAUUUUGGCCAUAGACGAUUUAUUAUUUUUAAAUCAUCCAUGUCCAUCCGAAUCUGUAGAAAAAAUAAACGUAUUGAGAAACUGGAAUAAUGCAGAAGAAUCAGCGACUCGAUGGACAAUUUCAGAAGAAGCAAUCAUUCUUGAAGCAACUGGAAGACGAACAUCCUCUCGUUUACUGAGUCCAUUUUCAUUAGCUGGUGGUAAAUGUUUCCGAUUUGAAUACUUACUUGAUUCACCAUCAUCAUCUUCGAUCAAUAUUGGUUUAAAACACAUAAAAGCUCGUAAUAAAAAACUAUGGACAUCGCUUCAAGAGGGCAAUGAUAAUGAAGGCUAUCAUACUGCUCACAUCUCACUUAUCGCCAACGAGCCAUUUUCAAUCUACAUUGACGGUAUCAUAUCGAAAAACUCAACCGGUUCUAUACAUGUACGACAUAUUACAAUCAUCAAUGGUAUCUGUGGUAUCGAAAAAAUCUCUCAACAACAUUAUCGAUCAAAAAGACAACUACGUGCUUCUAUAAUUGAUUGUGAUUUUGAAAAUGAUUUUUGUGGUUAUACAAAUGCUAGUGGAACAGCCAUUACUUGGAUUAGACAUAAAGGACCACCACCAUCAGUAAAUACGGGACCUUCUUAUGAUCACACAUUUCAAAAUGCCUCUGGUACUUACAUCUACAUUGAAACAUCAUCACCAGCCAAACCGAAUGAUACCGCUCUCUUAAUUAGUCCAACGAUAACACCAACUCAAGAUCAAUCAUGUCUAUCAUUUUGGUACAAUGCUUAUGGAGAAGAUGUUGGAACCCUAAAUGUUUAUUUUCGAAAAGCAAAUAAUUUAGGUUUACCAGUAUUUACAAUGAGCGGCGAUAAAGGGCAUAGCUGGAAUCAAGUACUUCUACAAACGAGUAGAGAACAAUUUGAAUUGGUUUUUGAAGGGAUUGUUGGCAAAAGUUUUUGGGGUGAUAUUGCAAUAGAUGAUGUCGCAUUUACCGACGGAGAAUGUCCUGAAACUAAUCAAAUAAUUUCAUGUGAUUUUGAAUUUUCCAAAUGUGGUUAUGCAGAUGAUCCCAACGCUGAUUUUACAUGGUCAAGACAUGCAGGAACAACAUCGACAGGACAAACGGGUCCUAGUUUUGAUCACACUCUGGGUACUACUUAUGGUCAUUAUAUGCUUUUUGAAUCAUCAACUCCACGAAAGCUCAAUGACACAGCUCGUCUCAUCUCACCUAAACUACAGAUUGAAAGUGUAUCCAAAGAAUAUUGUGUCGAAUUUUAUUACCAUAUGUUUGGUCGGAAUAUUGGCACAUUAAAUGUAUACAUGCAAGAAAAUAAUAUUAUGGGUCAACCAAUUUUUUCCUCACGAUAUGAUCAAGGAGAUCAGUGGGUAAUUGGCCUAGCAUCAUUUAAACCAAAUGAAAAUUUUCAACUGGUAUUUGAAGGCGUCAGAGGAGAUGGAGCAUUAGGAGAUAUUAGUAUUGAUGAUAUCAGUCUUCGUGAUGCACCAUGUACACGUGUGACAGACUGUGAUUUUGAAAGUGAUAAAUGUAUGUGGGUUGUUGAUCAAAACGCAGAAUUACAAUGGAUCAUGAAAAAAAAUGAAUCAAGACCAAAUGGAAACAUACCAAAUGAAGAUCAUACAAUCGGCGACGAUCAGGGUGCAUAUCUUUACAUUAUUCCGACGCCAGCAUCGAAACCACUGGAUCGAGCUCGUUUAACGAGUUCCAUUUUUGAUCCCACUGUUAAUAAGCCGUUGUGUAUGAAAUGGUGGUAUUAUAUGGCAAAUUCAGCACAACAUUUGGGCACAUUAAGUGUUUAUCAAUCUGCUAGUACAACAGCAAAAGAAACAUUGUUAUGGUCAGUUAGUGGUCCACAAUACGAUGAUUGGUUAGAAGGACGAAUACCGGUGAAUUCAAACGAACCGUUCUAUAUUGUUGUUGAAGCUCAAAUUGGUGGUGGAUUUAAUCAAGACUAUGGAAUAUCAAUCGAUGAUAUUACAUUUGACAAUACUCAUUGUACAGCUAAACCACCAUUUGCAUCACCCGAUAUUCAGUCAACAACGUUCAGACCGCCUGUUGAUGGUGCCGUGAGUUGUACAUUUGAAAACGGUUUCUGUGAUUGGAAAAAUGAUUCUACAGGUGAUUUUCAAUGGACAAGACAAAAAGGCGAAACUAUUAGUUUUCAAACUGGUCCACUUGUCGAUCAUACUCUCGGAAAUAAAAAUGGCUAUUACAUCUACAUCGAAACAUCAUUUCCCACCAAUCCUCUAUGGAAGGCACGUCUGAUUAGCACAAGAGUUAGUGCAAAAACAAGUGAUACAUGUCUCGAAUUUUGGUAUUCGAUGUAUGGGGAAGAUAUUAAUCGUUUAUCUGUCUAUGUACGUGCAUUAAAUGAAACAUCACUAAAUGAUUCAAUAUGGGAAAGAAUUGGAAAUAUUGGCAACAGCUGGAAUCGUGCUCGUAUUCAUUUACCACCAGAAAAAGUAAAAACAGACUUUGAAUUUGUUCUGGAAGGUGUAGCAGGAAAUAGUUUCUAUGGUGAUAUUGCCAUUGACGAUAUUUCUUACUUUGACAAUAUUUGCCCACCAGAACCUGCUGAAAUUUCAUGUGAUUUUGAAGUUGACUCGAUUUGUGGCUAUACCAUUACAUCCACAGAUGGCGGUACGUAUAUUUGGCAACGUCAAUCCGGUUCAUUAUCAGGUGGACCCGGCAAUGAUCACACAUAUGGAACACCGUACGGUCACUACAUGUUUACACCGAGUUUUACGUCUGGAUCUAAUGUAGAUGCUAUCAAUACUCAAAUGAAAUCUGUUUCCAUGAAACAGCAUGGAAAAUAUUGUUUACAGUUUUAUUAUUGGAAUGCAAACGGUGUGAGAAAUGUUGAUUUCAAUGUUCGCAUCAUACAAUCGAAUGUACUAAGUGAUAAAUUAUGGAGCACAACAGUUGAACAGGGUUCGCUUUGGAGAAUAGCACGAGUUAAUCUGGAUACAUAUGACCAAUUUAUGGUUGUCUUUGAAAGCCAUUUGAUAACAACAAAUGCUGGGGGUCAUGCAUCUAGUGCUUUGGAUGAUAUUAGUUUAAUACCAGGUGAAUGUACGGGCAUUUUUGAUUGUGAUUUUGAUACUGACUUUUGUACGUGGACAAAUGUGAAAGAUACAUCUGUUCAAAUGCAAUGGACGCUACACGAAGGUUCAACAAGUUCUUCUGAUACUGGUCCAACUCAAGAUCACACAGGUGGUAACGGAAAAUAUGCGUAUAUUGAAACAAGUGCACCAGCGGUAUUCGGUCAAAAAGCCCAUUUAAUAAGUGAAGUAUUUACAUCGAAUAGCACAGAUCCGUUAUGUAUGACAUUUUGGUACCAUGCAUACGGUAGCGAUACGGGCACAUUAAACAUUGAUUCAAAAUAUUUGGGAUCAUCAACGCAACAAGAAUAUGUUUAUCUUUUACUUUGGACAUUGACGGGAGAUCAAGGUAAUCAAUGGAAUGAAGGAAAAGUGACAAUAGCUAGAAAUGGGCCAAUGCAAGUCAUUAUCGAAGGAAUUGUUGGCAAAGGAUUUUUGGGAGAUUUGGCCAUUGACGAUGUUGUAUUUACAAAUGAAGACUGUGGCGUCAAACCCGAUAAAGCGGCACCAAGUGAUCAAACAACAGUUAAUUGUGGAUUUGAAAAAGAUUUUUGUGCAUGGAGACCAGCUGAUCCAGCAGGAACACCGAAUACGUUUCCAUGGACAAGACAUCAAGGAAGCACAGAUAGUUUAAAUACGGGACCAUCCACAGACGCCAAUGGAGAAUCUGAUGGCUGGUAUAUUUACAUCGAAACAUCCUAUCCGCAACUACCUGGUGAUAAAGCAAGAAUUAUCAGUCCACCUUUAAGCUCAACGAAUUCGUCGUGGAAGUUUGCACGUGUAUAUGUAACAAAAACGAAUCCACAAAUUGUAAUCGAAGCUGUUGUUGGCCGCGGUAUGCAGGGAGAUAUUGCUAUUGAUCGCACUAUGUGGACUGAUCAACCAUGUCCGCCUAAUCCUCCCUCAGUUUCAUGUGACUUCGAAGAUGCGGAUAUUUGUUCAUACAAACAUGAUGAUACCGCUAAUUUUAAAUGGGAGCGUCAUUCCGGUGAAACAAGCUCAGAUGAUACAGGACCAAGUAUUGGUGAUCAUACAACAGGAACAAAACACGGUUACUAUAUGUACAUUGAAACAAGUGGAGCCGUCCAGGAAAAUGAAACAGCUCGUUUGAUAUCACCAUCAAUUGAACUUUCAUCGUCAAGAUGUUUUCGUUGGUAUUAUCAUAUGUAUGGUGCAACUAUUAACACACUCAAUGUUUAUGUUAUCGAUGAUGGUCAGCAACCACCAUACACUGAUCCAAAAUGGCAAAUAAAAUAUGAUCAAGGCAAUCAAUGGUUUCUUGGACAAAUUGAUUUAUUGGCAGGAAAAAAUUCUCAGAUCAUUUUUGAAGGUUUAGCUGGAAAGUCAUGGACUGGCGAUAUAGCGAUUGAUGACACACAGCUAUUGAAUUCGUCGUGUCCCCAUUUGGGCGAUUGUAAUUUUGAAGAUAAAGACUUCUGUAGCUGGAUAUCUGUCAAAGAUACUAAUCAAAUUCAGUUAGAAUGGAUUUUACAUCGCGGUGACACACCGAGUUUUGCAACCGGACCAUUAGUUGAUCAUACUAUUGGUACAGCUGCCGGUCAAUACGCAUUUAUCGAAGCAAGUUCUCCAGCUAUUCAAGGAGAUAGAGCUCGUUUGUUGAGUCUCCCAUUGGAUAUUUCUGAUGAUUAUUGUUUUGAAUUUUGGUAUCAUAUGUAUGGAGUAGGUAUUGGAACACUGAACAUAAUUUCAUCCGUUCUAACUCCCGGUGGUACAUUGUCAUCGAGUGAGAAAAUACUUUGGUCACUUACGAGUGAUCAAGGAGGAAAUAUAUGGCAUCAAGGACAUGUUUUUAUAUCCGAGCCAAGUAAAUAUCGUCUGAUUAUGGAAGGAACAGUAGGUAGUAGUUAUGACGGGGAUAUAGCCAUAGAUGAUAUUGUAUUUCAAACAAUUCCAAGUUCUUCUUGUCCAUUGAAACCAUAUUAUGCGCAACCCGGUUAUGUAACUACAUUGCAUCCAUUGUCGACAACGCCGUCUACCUCUAAACCGCCCGUGACAUCAACCUUAGGCACUUUUGAUUGUACAUUUGAAUCAAACGAAUGUGGAUGGACAAAAGAUCCAACAGGAGAAUUAUCGUUUAACCGAGUACAAGGUUCAUCAGCUGUCGCAAAUGGAGGUCCACAAGGGGAUAAUACACUUGGAUAUGGAUCUUAUAUAUCAGUGAACACAAUUCCAAGUCAACAAGAUGAUAAAGCUCGUCUUAUCUCGCCAAUUAUAGCACGAUCGACCGAAUCGCAUAACUGCUUUUCAUUUUAUUAUUAUAUGAAUGGUGACGGUGUUGAAGCUCUCAAUUGGUAUAUACAAGUCGGUUCAGACUUACCAUCAACUCCUACAUCUACAUUUCAAGGUUCAUUUGGAGUAGUAUGGCAUCGUUAUAUUGUAAAUUUAUAUAUACCAUCAAAAAUUACAUUUAAAAUUGUUUUUGAAGCUGUGGCUAAACCAGGAAGCAUUGGUAUUAUAGGUCUUGAUGAUAUUGUAUUAGCAAAUGAACAUUGUUCAAGUUCAACAUGCGAUUUCGAAGAUCCAUCGUUAUGUGGUUAUACACAUGAUCCUUCAGCUGACUUUAAAUGGGAAAGAUCCAGGGGUGGAACAAUAAGCUCAUUCACUGGUCCAUCAAUCGAUCACACUCUCGGAACCAAUAUGGGUCAUUAUUUAUAUAUUGAAUCAUCCUUUCCACAAGUCACUGGCCAUGUCGCAAGAUUACUGAGUCCACCAUUGACCGAUCGCCAUUGUGUGACAUGGUACUACCAUUUUUAUGGAAAUGAUUUAGGUGACUUGAACAUACGUGUAAGAAAAACGUCAGAUGGAGCCCUUGGUAAUAUACUAUGGCAAAUGAGUAAACAGAAUUUGGGUGAUCGUUGGAAUGUAGGCAAAAUGACAAUUGAAAAUGUCAACGGAGAAUAUCAAGUUGUUUUCGAAGGAACAACGGGUUUAUCAUUCACUGGAGAUAUUGCUAUUGAUGAUGUUAAUAUUGAGCCACGUUCAUGUCAGCCAUUGGGCUACUGUGAUUUCGAAUCGGAACCAUCAACGUGCACCUGGGAAAAUGUCCAAUCUACUGAUCAGUUUGAUUGGGAGAUAGGUACUGGACGAACACAUACUCAUGGAAAUCACACAUUUGAAUCGUUGGAUGGCCACUAUGCUUAUAUUGAAACGGAACCACCUCGCCUACCUGGAGAAGAGGCAUGGUUAGAAAGUCACAUAUUACAACCAACGGACGGACAAUGUAUACGUUUCUGGUAUCAUCUGAACGGAGCACAUGUGUUACAAGUUGUAUUGAGACCAUAUCCAGAACAAAGCGGAACAAACGUCACAUUAUGGGCACAAGAUGGCGAUAAAGGAAGUCAGUGGUUAUAUGGUCAAGUUGGCUUUGUUGAAGGCACAAAAGUUUUCAGGAUUAUUUUUGUUAGCAUUCGCGGCUCAAAUUAUAAUGGUGAUGUAUCAUUGGAUGACAUUUCGUUUUCUGAUGGUGUGUGUGGUUCACAACCUCUCGAUUCGUUACCAUCCACCCUUGCUAGUACUCCAUCACCCGUCACAGCACAGCCACCACCACAUGGUUCACUGAAUUGUACAUUUGAGGAAAAUACAUGUCUAUGGUACAACGAUACCAUCGUCGAGUUUGCCUGGACAAGACAUAGGGGUGACACGCAAAGUAUGGAUACAGGACCAGUAAUCGACCACACCACAGGAACUGGAAACGGAUCAUACAUGUACAUUGAAACAUCGUUACCAAGACAAGAGGGUGAUCGUGCUCGAUUAGUCUCACCAAUUGUAAUUAACUCGGAUGAUGGUGAUUGUCUCAAUUUUUGGUAUCAUAUGUACGGCUCUGAUAUUGGAACUUUGAAUGUACGUCUAAUAAGUGGGGAUGUGCUUUCGCAACCCAUCUGGUCAAAAUCAAAAGAAAUCGGAAGUGCUUGGUUAGAAGCUUACGUCUAUUUCAAUACAAGCGUACCCAGAUAUCAAGUCGUUUUCGAAGGAGUAGCAGGAGGUUGGUUUGGAGAUAUUGCGAUUGAUGACGUUUCAAAUUUUCCGGGUGCCUGUCCAUCGGUAAUGCACGACGGAGAAGUGAUUGAUUAUUGCAACUUUGAAUCUACUGGUCUUUGUAAUUACACACAUGAUGCUACCGCACAGUUUGAGUGGACACAACAUCAAGGUAGUACCGACUCAGUGGAAACAGGUCCUCAAGCAGAUGUUACUUACGGAACAAUAUUUGGUCAUUAUAUGUACAUCGAAACAAGCACCGAACCCAACGGUGAUAAAGCUCGCCUUAUUUCACCGCCAUAUCAACAUCCGAAUAGCACAGCUACACUCUGUGUAGACUUUUUUUAUCAUAUGUAUGGAACAUCAGUUGAAACAUUAAACGUCAUCAGAGAAUUCAAUGGUGAUCGACAAACUAUUUGGACUGAAUCAUCUAAUCAAGGAAAUCGUUGGAUAAAUGGUCAUGCGCCAAUAUCUCCCGUAGCAGGGCCAUUUCACAUAAUUUUUGAAGCCAUUUCUGGAAGGAGUGUUACUGGUGAUAUUGCCAUUGAUGAUGUUCGAAUUCGAACUGGUUCAUGUGGACGAGAACAUGGUGAUUGUGAUUUUGAACGUGGGUUAUGUGACUGGACGAAUUCUGACAAGAACACACAAUUUAAUUGGUUAUUACACCAAAGCUGUACACCACCAUGUGGAAGUUUGUCAUCAGUAGAUCAUACGACAAAUUCAACAAAUGGAAAAUAUAUGGUCGCUAAGUCAGAUUUACAGUACGAAAACGACAAUGCAAGAUUAGUGAGCGUUGUAUUUAAACCGGGAAAACGAUGUCUUACAUUUUACUAUUACAUGGCUGGUACAAAACGUGGCUCUCUCCAAGUUGGUACAUCUAAUUUAGAUCAAACAAAAUUUGAUAUUCAAUGGAAACUAACAGAUGCGCCGAAUCAGCAGUGGAAUAAAGGUGUCGUAAAACUUGGUGAUGAUGCAAGUCAAUGGAAUAUUAUCAUUGAAGCUAUUGUAGGCGAAGACUAUUAUGGCGCUAUCGCGAUUGACGAUAUUUUAUUUGAUACAAGUAAUACGGCUUGUAUAACAGAGCCAAUUGAGGCAAGCAUGGAAUAUAAUACAUCACCCAAACCACCGACUACACCAUCAAGUGCUGUACCAGGUUACGAUUGUACAUUUGAACAAGAUAUUUGUGGUUGGAAACAGGGAGCAAAUGCCACAGCCGACUGGAUUCGAGAACAAGCAACUGCAAACAUAUUAGCAGGUUUCGUUGGUCCGUCAAACGAUCAUACAUUAGGAACCGACUUAGGAUAUUACUUGUUAGCUCAAAUGGAUUACGUUGAUUUCUACGAUAUUGGUAUAGCACAAUUAAUGAGUCCUCCUAUACAAGGUUCUGUUCGAUCAUGUUUGAGUUGGUGGUAUCAUAUGCAUGGAUCAGAUGUAUCAAAUUUAACUGUUUAUUACUAUGAAUCAUCAAUGAAUCAGUUUCACCCUAUAUGGCUCCGUAGAGGAGAUCACGGUGAUUUCUGGCAACAUGCUCAAUGGCAACUGGAAGGUGAUGUAUCAACAACAAUGAUCACACAUAUCAUGUAUGAAGUUGUAUCAGAGUGGUCUGUACUGUCAACCAUUGCUGUCGAUGAUCUUCAACUUCGCUAUGGUGAUUGUAUUAAUCCUGGUUUCCAUAAUAUAACAUGUACUUUUGAAGAAGCACACAUCUGUGGUUACACAUCAGAUCCCACAGCAAAUUUUGCAUGGAAAAGAGCUCAAGGUUCAACCCUCUCUGACGAAACGGGUGCCAGUACUGAUCACACAUUGGGUACACAAAAUGGACAUUUUAUGUACAUUGAAGCGUCACUACCUCAAAAACCUAAUGAAGUUGCUCGCUUAGUUUCAAUUUAUGAGCAACCGGAUGACGGUUUAUGCUUGGAAUUUUGGUAUCAUCAAUAUGGUGAAGAUAUUGGAACGUUAAAUGUUUAUAUCGAAACAAAUCAAACAGGCACAUCAAAAGCAUUAGUAUGGAGUCGUAGUUCAAACGUUGGAGAUAUUUGGAGAAAAGCGCGUAUAUCCACAGAAUAUUCUGCACCAUUUCGUAUUAUAUUCGAGGGUAUUGUUGGACGAAGCUUCAGAGGUGAUAUAUCAUUGGAUGAUAUUUCUCGAUUACCGACGGCUUGUCGUGACCCAAAUAGUUGCGAUUUUGAAAACCAUGAUUUUUGUGGGUGGAUGAAUGUUGAUAAUACCGAUCAGUUCGAUUGGGAAAUACAGAAAGGUCCAACCGAUUCCAUUUUCACAGGUCCUACAGUGGAUCACACACUUGGCACUAGCGAAGGACGAUAUGCAAUGAUCGAAACAUCACAUCCAAGAAAAGAGAACGAUACAGCGUUUUUAUUGUCACAAUCGAUGCCCGAUACAGGAGCAAAUGGAAUGUGUAUGCAAUUUUAUUAUCAUAUGUAUGGUGAAGAUGUUGGUGCAUUGACCGUACAUAUGCGUCCACAAGGAUUUAAUAUGCAACCGAUGUGGAUUAUGUACAUGGAUCAAGGAGAAAAUUGGUACCAAGGACAAGUUGGUUAUACAAUAAGUAUUGAUCAUUCACUUGUUCUCGAAGGAAAAGUUGGACCAGCAUUCAUGGGUGAUAUAGCCGUUGAUGAUAUAUCUUUUACAAAUGGAUAUUGUCCAAUUCAUCCGACAAUUGCUCAGCCUAUAGCACCCUUAACAACUCCAACACCUUCACCGACAACUCCAACUACCACUCAGCCAUUUGUACCAUCAAAAUACGAUUGCAAUUUCGAGUUGGAUUCUUGUACAUGGACAACACCAACGACAGGUGAACUCACUUGGAGUCGUGCGCAAGCAAUAACUGCCGGUGGUGUAAAUCCAAUUAUCGAUCAUUCUCUCUUAAACGGACAAGGCUAUUAUUUGAUGUUAAACACAUCAGAAAAAAUAUCAACGGAUCAAGCAGAAGCUCACUUUAAAAGUGACACAAUGACGGUGAAUAAAGCGUGUUUAGAGUUUUGGUAUUUUAUGUAUGGUAAUCAUGUAGGAAAAUUAACGGUAACUAAAUCAGCCGAUAUGUUUUUACAAACACGAUGGUCGACAGAAAAUUCAAAAGAUUAUCAAUGGUAUCAUGCACAAGUCAAUCUUGAAUCAUCAGUGAAUCUAAAAUCAUAUAUGAUUUCAUUUGAUGCCACAUGGACACCAAAUAAUCAUGGUUCCAUUGCGAUUGACGAUAUUACUGUUCACAACGGUUCAUGUAUGACCACACCCGAUUUUUGUGAUUUCGAUAUAGAUGAUAGCAUAUGCGGUUACAUAAAUGAUCCAUCAGCUGAUUUUAAUUGGCAACGUGGACUAGCAGAAGCUGUGCAACAAGGUCCAAAUCCAAAUAUUGACCAUACAACUCAGUCAAAUCAAGGAUACUACAUGUUUGUCGAUGGAACAAUCAAUACACACAAAGAAAAUGAUCGCGCACGAUUGAUGAGUCCCGUACAAGAACGUACAUCUGGAUCAUGUGUUCAUUUCUGGUAUUUUCAGCAUGGUAUUCAACUAAGUACAUUUAAUUUUUACAUUCAACAAGCGAAUCAGUUAGGACCAAUGCUUUGGUCACAAGAUGGAAAUCUUGGAAAUAAAUGGAAUUAUGCACAAAUUAACAUUAACAGUCCAACAAAUACCUGGAGAGCUGUAUUCGAGGCCGUUCAAGGUAUAGGAUCACAAGGAAGUAUUGCACUGGAUGAUGUGAGUAUUACUCGUGGAACAUGUCCAAAACCGGGCGAUUGUACAUUUGAAAUUGACAUGUGUGGAUGGACUAACUCCCGUGAUACAAACGAAAUAGAUUUUGAAUGGAUAGUUGGUGAUGGUGUACAUUCAUGGGGAACAGGACCUUUAUUAGAUCAUACAACCAACACAGCACAGGGAAAAUACAUUUAUAUCGAAGCAUCUGCCCCUGCUCAACCAGGUUGGAAAGCACGUUUAUACAGUAUGUUACUUGAUAGUACUAAUUCCCAAGCAAAUUGUCUUCGAUUUUAUUAUCACAUGUAUGGUUCUGAUAUUGGUACACUGAAUAUUUAUUUAACAAACGGUACAGAAACUCGACUGUGGUCUUUAUCAGGUAACCGUGGAAAUGAAUGGUACGAGGCCCAAGUAUCGUACACAAUCAGUGCUGUGCAUCAAAUAAUUAUCGAGGGAAUACGCGGAAAAGAUUUUCUAGCUGACAUAAGUGUUGAUGACAUUACAUUUUCUAUGAGUGAUUGUGCGAUUCGACCAAUUGAAGCAUCUCCAAGCGCCGUCACCACUGGACCGCCAUCUCUUACAUCAAGCUCCACGCAACGACCAAUUUUACCACCACAAUCGCAAUGGGACUGUAAUUUUGAAAAUGCGACACUGUGCACAUGGAAACAAGAUCAAACUGUUGAAUUCUUGUGGCAGCUACAUCAAGGCGGCACAGCAACAGGCAGCACUGGACCGUCGGUUGAUCACACAUUGGGUACUGCAAGCGGAUGGUAUUUGUUUAUGGAGGCCGGUUGGCCGCAAAAGGCGGGUGAACGUUGUCGAGUUGUGUCUGAAAACGUACAAGGAGAUCGAUGUCUCGAGUUCUGGUAUCACAUGUACGGAAUGGAUAUUGAUACGUUAAACGUCUAUAUUCAACAAAAUGGACAGAUAGGUAAACCUGUAUGGACAAGAUCGAGAAAUCAAGGCAAUCAGUGGAUUAAAGGACAAUAUCGAAUUCAAAUGAUUUCAAAUAGUUAUAAUAUUGUGUUUGAAGGAGUAGUAGGAAAAUAUAGCCUAGGAGACAUCGGUAUUGAUGAUAUCGUGGUAUAUAAUACAUGUCCGCAGGAAACUGCUCGGCUCUGUUCAUUUGAAGACUCGGCCUUAUGUGGCUAUCAAAACGUGAAUUCGCAGUAUAAUUGGAUACAGGCAGAUGGUCUUUCUCCGUUAACAACACAGUUUGGUCCGAAUAUAGACCAUACGGAUGGUACUACUAAUGGUCAUUUUAUGAUUGUUGAUCUCAGGUCCUCAUCUGCUAACAUAAUCGACAAUCGAGCCAGACUGAUAACGCCUGUCAUCGUUCCGAAUGGAGAACAAUGUAUUGAGUUUUAUUAUUAUGGUAAUGGUGACAUUCUCAGUGCAGGCUCAAGUUUGAAUGUUUACUUGCGAUCACCAUCGACAAAUGUAUCUGGCUAUCUUAUCUGGUCAAAACAUCUGCCAAUUGAUCGUACAUGGCGAAUAUCUCAACAACGUGUUCCACAUGGUCUCACUUUAUCUCCAUUUCAAGUUGUAUUCGAAAGUGUUAUAUACAAGACGACUACAAAUCCAUCUAUUGCCAUCGACGAUGUGUACAUACGAGAUAGAGCAUGUGGUGAAGCAGGUGAUUGCGAUUUUGAAAAUGGGUUAUGUACAUGGUCAAGUUUAUUUUUGUUAGCAAAUGCAAGCUGGAUAAUUGGCAGUGGAUCAGCUCCAGCACCUUAUAAUGGUCCUUCAACUGAUCACACACACGGCUCUUCAACUGGACAAUAUCUGAUCAUGAGUUCAACAUUCACGAAUAAAGAAUCAGUUGUGGCUGUCAUUCAAAGUGAAACAUUCUCACCCACAUCAGUCGUCGGUCGGUGUAUAACGUUUUGGUUUUAUAUAAGAGGAACUCAACUUGGACAACUUGAUGUUAAUAUAACAAAUAGUAAAGAAACAAUAAUGAUCUGGUCGCAGGGAUACGCAGAUCUUAGCGAUCAAUGGCAUUUUGCAUCUGUUGGAUUCUAUAUGGAUGAUGACUACAAUGUUGAUAUUGAGGGUAGCAUGAAUUCACAAACACAAGGAUAUUAUGCAAUUGAUGAUAUUGAUUUUCGUGAUGGUUAUUGUGGUGUUAGUCCGCCAGGAGCAGCGGUUCAACAUUUGACAACACCGUCAACUGUCACACGUCCACCAUUGAGUACACAAGUGCCAUCGGUAUACGACUGUACAUUUGAAACUGGUUAUUGCUUAUGGUCACAUAGCAAUAGUACAUUAAACUGGACAAGAUAUCAAGGAUCAACGGACACAUUUGAAACAGGACCAACAUUCGAUGUUACAACAGGAACAGGCACAGGAUGGUAUAUAUAUAUGGAAACAUCCUAUCCAGCAACGAUAAAUGAUUCAGCACGUCUUCAAUCAAUGGUCAUGAGUGGCGCACAAAAAUGUUUUGAAUUUUGGUAUCACAUGUAUGGACCAGAUGUUAAUAGAUUAAAUAUCCUAGUAUUAAACUCAUCAAAUGAUGAACGUAUUGUUUGGUCUCGUGAAGGUCCACAAGGAAAUGUUUGGCGUUUUGGCAAAGUAAAACUAAAUGUUCCUGAUAUGUACUCGAUCAUGGUCGAAGGUAUCAGAGGUCUUGAUUUUCAAGGAGAUAUUGCUCUUGACAAUUUGGCAGUUGUCGAUGGUGCAUGCCCAUCUGAUUAUUCAUUUGAGUGUGAUUUUGAUGAUGAACAGAUCUGUGGUUUCUAUCAUGACACAACAGCUGACUAUAGAUGGACUAGACAUAAGGGUCAUACAUCAAGCUAUUCAACAGGACCAAGUGUUGAUCAUACAACCAACUCAGUCAAUGGUUACUAUAUGUACAUCGAAGCAUCAGAUGGUCAGAAACAAGGUCAAAAGGGCCGUUUAAUAUCGCCAUGGUUCAAUGUUACUAAUGGAGGUCAAUGUUUAUCAUUUUGGUAUCAUAGUUACGGUGCGGACAUCGGAGCAUUGACGGUUUAUCAAAAAAUGUCAUCUACUGAUGAUAUGUAUCCGAAAUGGAAAGUUAACUACAAUUUUGGUGACCAGUGGAAUGCGGCUACAGUUAAUAUUUAUCAAACGCUUGAAUUUUGGGCGGUCGUCUUUGAAAGUGAAUUUGGCUCAGGAUUUGAAGGUGAUCUAGCUUUGGACGAUGUUAUUAUUAAAGAUGGUCUGUGUCCUAAAUUGGGUACAUGUGACUUUGAACAAAUCGAUUUUUGUACAUGGCAUAAUGUGAGAGAUUCAAAAUUCGAUCAAUUCGAUUGGUUAGUGGGACACGGUCAAACGGAUUCAUCAUUUACAGGACCAACAACUGAUCACACGAACAAUGAUCAAUUUGGAUAUUAUGCAUUUGUGGAGGCAUCUGCUCCUCGAGAAACGGGUGAUAAAGCGUGGUUAGAAUCAACGGUGUUAUUACCAACAUCUUCGAUCGGUUCAUGCUUUUCAUUUUGGUAUCAUAUGUACGGCGAGGAUAUUGGUUUAUUAAACAUUUACGUAAAUGGUACACGAUCAAAACAACCAUUGUGGAUAUGGACACAAAAUGGAGAUAAAGGAGAUACAUGGAGAAAUGGACAAGUUACUGUUCAAUCAAGUGCAUACUAUCGAUUAUUAAUUGAAGGCGUCAUCGGUGAGUCAUUCAUUGGUGAUAUUGCAAUCGAUGAUCUUCAAAUAUUUGAUAAUCCUUGCACACUGACACCGUCGGAUGCUAAUCCGGCCGAUAUUCCUCCGACGACAACCUCAACCAGGCCACCUGUUACCGUUAAACCACUAGGAAAAUAUGACUGUACAUUUGAAAACGAUACAUGCUCAUGGUCAAAUACAGCUGGUAAUAAUUUUGACUGGACACGGGUUCAAGGACCAACAGGUUCAUCGAUAAUGGGACCAACUGUGGAUCAUACAACUGGAGCCAAGGAUGGUUGGUAUAUGUUUGUUGAUUUAUACCAGAAAGCACCAAAUGCAUUUGCAAGAUUACAAGGUCCUUUGUUGACCGAAUCACAGUGCAUGACAUUCUAUUAUCAUAUGUACGGACAAGGAGGACUAUUAAUGAUUUAUAUGGCUAUUCAAGAUCAAUUAGGCGUUCCAAUAUGGAUACGACAAGGUACACAAGGUGAUGUAUGGAGGUAUGGACGAGUAACGAUAACAAAAGAUAAUGCGAACGUUGUUUUCGAAGCUGUUGCUGGAGCAGGUGCAAGCGAAACUAUUUCACUAGAUGAUAUUUAUUUUGUUAAUGGUGCAUGUAAGGAAAGUAGUGCUAUUGGUGAAUCGUGUACAUUUGUUGAUCCUCAAGCUUGUGGUUUUACACAAAAUGGUACAUCAUCAGCUCUAUCAUGGAGCACACAUAACGGUGGUGGUCGUGCACCGGCACCGAUUCUGCCUGAUCAUACAACAAAUACUAAUCGUGGUGCGUACGUGUACGUUGACUUCGAUAAUAAACUGGAAAAUUUACAUGCACGUUUACAAUCACCCUUUUAUCAACCAGCUGUAUUAAAUCAAUCGAAAUGUUUAGAAUUUUAUUUUGUUAUAAGUGGAUCAGAUUCAAACACACUCAAUGUUAAUCAAGAAAGUAUAACAGGUACAAAACGUUUAUUAUUCACACGAUCAAAUGAUCAUGGAUUCAUGUGGAACAAAGCUGAGAUAAACAUACCGAUCGUAGCAACAGCAAAUCAGUUCCAAAUUGUAUUAGAAGCUGUUAGCGGAAAUGGGCGCACUGGUUUAAUCGCUUUAGACGAUUAUCUACUCAGAGAUGGAGAUUGUUCACUUCAAGGUGAUAUAUGCACAUUUGAUAGUGGUGAUAUGUGUGCUUGGAAAAAUGCAGGAAUCAAUAAUCUCCAGUGGGAGUUAAAUAAAGGACAAACAAUAAGUAGCAGUACAGGGCCGGAUUCAGAUCAUACAACGGAGACAAAAGAUGGCUACUAUAUUUAUAUUGAAACAUCAGUACCAGCUGAAAUGGGUGAGAAAGCACGGCUCGAGUCCGAAAUGUUGUUUGAUACAAGAUCAAAAUGUGUAACUUUCUGGUAUCACAUGUAUGGUGUUGAUAUUGAUACAUUAAAUGUCUAUAUACGUAGCUAUAGUGCAGUAAACGGUAGCGAAACAGUUAUUUGGCGAUUGAAAGGACCACAAGGUCGUGCUUGGAAACAUGGUUUGGCACCAAUUACACCAACCGGAAAAUAUCAGAUUAUAUUUGAAGCUAUACGAGGAAAAGGAUACGACGGAGACAUUGCCUUAGAUGAUAUUGGUGUUAUGACGACAGACGUGUGCACAGUUCAACCAAUAGAUGCAGAUUCAUUUCAAGUAUCACAAGAAGCAGUUUCCUGCGGAUUUGAACGAGAUGUUUGUCAGUGGCAAUUUGAUCCAACGGCGCAGUUUAACUGGACGAGACAUACCGGAGAAACAUCAAGUGUUGGCACUGGACCGAGUACAGGCGCUGACAAUACACCAUAUUAUCUGUACAUGGAAGCAAGCUAUCCAAAUAACUAUGGUGAUCGUGCUGGUCUCAUAUCGCCAACACUACCUAAACCUAAAAAUGUGCAAUUUUGGGAACGAAAUGGAACACAAGCGAAUGAAUGGCGAGUAGGACGAAUAAAUUUAAGGAAUAUUGGAUCGGAUUAUUAUUUAAAAAUUGAUGGUUACGUUGGAGGAUUUGAAGGUGACAUUGGUAUAGAUGAACUAGCGUUACUCGAAGAAGAGUGUCCACCACCAACAGAAUGUGAUUUUGAAACAUCUUAUUGUGGAUGGACAAACGACACAACAGCUGAUUUCUAUUGGACUCGAGCUCAAAAGGAAACGCUGUCGUCUGGUACAGGACCAUCAGCUGAUCAUACUACUCAGUCACCACAUGGAUUUUACUUGUUCAUUGAAACAUCCAGUCCUCAACUAGAGGGAGAUAAGGCACGAAUUGUAAGUCCAAAAUAUCCAGCGCAAUCUUCGAUUUGUCUCAAAUUCUGGUAUCAUAUGUAUGGAAACACCAUUGGUACAUUAAAUGUGAUGAUUUAUGAUACAAAACAGUUAUUAUGGACAAAAAGUGGUAAUCUUGGAAAUCGUUGGCGUUAUGGUCAUGUGACAGUGAAAAGCAGUAGUCAAUUUCAGAUUGCUUUUGAAGGCGUUGUUGGCAAAAGUUUUGAUGGAGAUAUUGCUAUUGAUGAUAUUUAUUUACAAAAUGGACAGUGUGAAACAGACGGUAGUUGUGAUUUUGAACAAGGUUAUUGUGGUUUUUAUAAUACUCAACAACAAGGUGAGGAUGAAUUUGAUUGGUUAAGACAACGGGGCGGUACAACGUCAUACGAAACUGGGCCAAGUGUGGAUCACACCACGGGUACAAUUGCUGGAUACUAUGUAUUCAUUGAAGCCAGCGCUCCACAAAAACCAGGCGAGAAAGCCUGGCUGGUCAGCGAAGUUUUGGAAUCACCAAAAGGUGCAUGUUUGGAAUUUUGGUAUCAUAUGUAUGGAAACACAACUGGCAGUUUGUCUGUUUAUUAUCGAAUUACGACUCAAAACCGAACGUCGUUAUGGUCUAUGCAGGGUGAUCAAGGAAAUAAAUGGAUUUUUGGUCAAGUAGAUAUACCAACAACGACGGCUGAUCAUUACGAGUUUAUAUUCGAAGCUGUUAUUGGCUCUGGAUAUGAAUCUGACAUUGCCUUGGACGAUAUUAAGUUGACGCAGGGUGGUUCUUGUGCCUAUUUUGCAUCGACAACACAAGCACCCGUUACUGCGCAACCAACAUUAUAUGAAUGUGAUUUUGAACAAAAUAAUUUAUGCAAUUGGCAAACUGAGACAACAGAGACGAAUGUGUGGAAAAGACAAAACGGUCAAAGUGCACAAUUUGGAAAAUCACCGUUAACAGAUCAUACCAAACAGAAUGUGUACGGUCAUUACAUUUAUGUGGGUAUCGAAGGAACAGGAGGACCACCUCAAACAUCAACAAUUCGUUCAUCACCACUACAUGGCACCGCUUCGUCAUUUUGCUUUGAUUUUUGGUAUCAGUCGUACAUUUCGUCCGAUACAACGCUAAAUAUUUAUUCAAGAAAUGUAACUGGUGCACAACUCUUAUGGCGUAGACCUGGUACAACUGCCAGUGAUAAGUGGACUCAUGGAACAGUCAGUAUCAGUAUGGCGCAGGGAGCGAUAAUUGAAAUAGCAGUGGUUGCUGUGCCACGAUCGACGGGAUAUGUGGCACUUGAUGACUUAAAAUUUCUGAUUGGUACAUGUCCGACAGUAACAGUCUGCGAUUUUGAAGAUCCAUCCAUCUGCGGUUAUCAAAAUGAUAUUACAGGCAAAUUCACCUGGACUAGACAAUCGGAUAUAACGGAUGUUUUCUUCUUAGAUCAUACAUAUCAAACAAACACUGGGCACUAUAUGUAUAUUGAAUCAAGCUCACCUCAGUUAACGGGUGACAAGGCACGCCUCAUCUCACCCGAUUAUCCGACUGUCGCAGGUGGUUCUUGUUUACAAUUUUUCUAUCAUAUGUGGGGACCUACAACAGGUAGUCUCAAUGUAUAUCUAUGGUCCCAAAAUGUUCAGCAAACAAUCCCAUUAUGGAGUCUAGGUGGUGAUCAAGGUAACCGUUGGCGUCCGGCCAAAGCUACAAUAUUGACAGCAGAUAAAUUUCAAGUGAUGUUUGAAGGUGUUGUGGGCACAAGUUUUACAGGUGAUAUAUCGAUUGAUGAUGUAUCGAUAACAGCAGGUGCAUGCACGCCCAAUGGUCAAUGUAAUUUUGAAAAUGAUUUAUGUACAUGGACACCAUCGGCUGGCACAACACACUUUUCAUGGUAUCGUUUAACAGCUCAACAAUUAAGUCUUAUUUACAGUGGGACGAAUGUACCAAUAAAAGAUGUAACAAUCGGCACACAAUAUGGUCAUUUCUUGUGGGCAGGAUCAAAUUACGGAAUGAAUAUUGCCAAUCAAACAUCAUCGUUACAUUCAGAAAUUUUACUCGCAUAUGAAUAUCCGUCUGGUGCUUGUUUCGUGUUCAAUUAUUUCCUCACUGGUUCACAUAUGAUCAAUGUAAUGAUGCGAUACAGAACUUUAGUUGACGGCAAUUAUAGACCAAAUGCAACUCUCUUAUGGACGGUAGAGAAUGAUCAAGGAAAUUCAUGGCACCGACAAUCAAUUGAUAUAUCAACAGUCUAUGAUAAUUUUGAGAUUCAUAUUGAUGGACAUUUUCGCGAGGGACAAGCUGGUUCUAUCGCACUAGAUGAAUUGUUUAUGUAUCCAACCAGUUGUUCAGCUGUGGCAACAACACCAGCACCAACUGGUAAUUUUGAAUGUGGAGAUGGAACAAUCGUACUGAAUUCACAAGUUUGUAAUUUCAUCAAAGAAUGUGCUAAUGGUCAUGAUGAAGAGGUGUGCGCCGAUUGCACAUUUGAGCAAGAUCAAUGUCGUUGGUUAGAUCAAAGUUUUGGAUCAUUCGCAUGGAAAAGAGGUCAGGGUUUCACCGCAUCACAAAAUCAUAGUGGACCAACUGUUGAUCAUACCACUCAUACAAGCCGGGGUUACUAUAUGUACGUCGACUCGGCUACUGGUACGAUUUGGGAUGAAGGCAUCUUGGAGCUUCAACAAAUACUUCAGCCAUCAAGUUCCACUUGUGAAUUAGAAUUUUAUUAUCAUUUAUUGGGUGAUGAUUAUCAAUUUUUAUCUGUUCAUUUGAAAGAAAACGAAGAUAGUAUCGAUAUCUGGGAACAAUUCGAAGAUCAAGGUGAUCAAUGGGUUCGUGUUUUGUUACCACUUGGUCGCAUAUCAAGACCAUGGUCGAUACAAUUUUUGGCUGAAAGUGGUUUUGGCGAUGGAAAUGUGGCUAUUGAUGAUGUAAAACUGGUCGGUUGUCAGUUUCCACCAGAACGACCAACAUGUCCCGACGGAUAUUUUCGCUGUCAACGCGGCGCCUGUGUACAAAUGAAUCGUGUAUGCGAUUUCAGUGACGAUUGUGGGGAUAAUUCAGAUGAAAUUAAUUGUAAAUCGUAUACAAUGUGUAAUUUCGAAGAACAAGCUUUUUGCUCGUGGACACAAGAACUCGACAAUAACCUCGAUUGGGAACUAAAUGAUGGGCCAACAACGAGUUUUCAAACUGGACCAAAACGAGAUCAUACAUUAGGCUUGCCAAGCGGACAUUUCAUAUUUUUGGAAUCUUCUCACCCUGCUGAACAAGGAGACAGAGCUCGUGUCGCGUCGCCUGUUUUCAAUAAUUCUGGUGGCUGUGAAUUCCGAUUUUUCUAUCAUUUGUAUGGUGAAGAUAUUGGAGCAUUAAACGUUUAUACACGUACAACUGUUGGGGGUUCAAUGAAUAAAGUUUGGUCGAAAGAUUACGAAGUCGGCGAUUUUUGGGUUCGUGCCGAUGUUCGUCUGUUCGUCAGUGAACCCUUUCAAGUCGUUUUAGAAGCUAUUGUGGGCAAAGGUUACGCCGGCGACAUUGCCGUUGAUGAUACAUCAUUCACGCCGGAAUGUAGUUUGGGUAAUGUAGGUUUGGUGACUGUAACAACACAACCAACGACAAUUACACCUAAUCCAUGUCAACCAAACGAGUUUUUAUGUAUUGAAAAUCGACAAUGUAUCAAUGGCACAUUAGUUUGUGAUUUCAAAAAAGAUUGUUUGAACGGUAGUGAUGAGGCCGCCUGUGGUACAUGUAAUUUUGACCAACAACAGUGGUGUGGAUGGCGAUCAGUUGGCUUUUCGGAAUACGACUGGACACUUGGAACAGGCAAAGCGCCAAGUGGGCAAGGUCCGGACGUAGAUCAUACGGGAAAUAAUGGAUAUUAUUUAUUAGUCGAUGCUACGGUGAGUGAUAGUGCAGAUUAUACGUCGAUUCGAUCCCCAGUGUUGGGUCCAAGUGGUAUCGAAUGUCAAUUGAAGUUUUGGUAUUACAUUAAUGGAAACACCGAUUAUUCGGCAAUUGAUGUAUUUUUACAUCGAUUAGUCAGUGGUACGGAUAUUCAUGAGUUUCUACAAUGGUUUGAUGAAGAAGCACCUGAAUGGCAACAAGCUGUCGUAAAUAUUGGCCAUCAAGCGGACCGAUUUUCUAUUGAAAUCGAUGGUUUUCCGGGUGAUGCGAGCGACAUUGCAAUAGAUGAUGUAGAGUUUUUUAAUUGUCAAACAACAACACCUAUAUUAGGCUUACCAAUUGAUUGUACAUUCGAACAUGAUUGGUGUAACUAUUUUCGUGAUGAUACAGCAGACUUUCAAUGGGACAGAGCGAAUCAUACAACAGACUCAGCUGAAACCGGACCUGGAUUUGAUCAUACCACUGGUUCAGGAUAUUACAUUUACAUCGAAGCAUCGUAUCCUAGACAAGAAAACGAUAAAGCCCGUUUAUUAUCAGCUAUUCAAAAUCCAUUAACGGGACAACCCCGUUGUCUCUCCUUCUGGUAUCAUAUGUACGGUUUAGAUAUUGGUACACUCAAUGUCUACGUUGAUUCUGUUUCACCUACGGGUUUUUCACGAAAACUAAUAUGGCAAAAAUCAUCAAGUCAGGGAAACCAAUGGCUUCACGGAACAAAAACGCUACAAGAUAUUAGUGACGGUGAUGCAAGUGUAUUUGGAUGGCGAAUUGUAUUUGAAGGCAUAGUAGGAAAAGGCUAUUUAGGUGACAUUAGCUUAGAUGAUAUAUUUGUUAGCAAUAAUCAAUGUCCAUCAACGAAAACAUGCGAUUUUGAAGUGGAUAUGUGUGAUUUUAAAGCUUCUCCGGAAAAAAGUUGGAUAAGACAACAAGCAUCAAACAUGUCAAAUUUUAUUAAUAUGGAUCACACGACAUCAACAUCAUUAGGCUCGUUUGCACUAGCCAAAGAACUUCAAUCAUCGAAAUUAUCGAGUCGUCUUUAUGCAGCAAGUGGCGACGAAUGUCUACGAUUUUGGUAUUUUAUCAACGGACCAUCAUCAACAACGGGCAGUUUAAAUGUAACGAUGGCACUGACACCAAACACGCAGGUUACAAAUGUAUGGCACAGUGAUUUCUAUCUGAAUGAAUGGCGCUAUACACAAGUACAAGUAGGAGAUCGUUCUCAGUCAUUUUUAUUAAACUUUGAAGCAACUAAAUCGUCAUCUGAAGUUAUUAUUGGUAUCGAUGAUGUUGACUUACGAUUGGGCAAAUGUUCCCCAGCGAUCAAUUGUAAUUUUGAAGGUGGAAUAUUGUGUGGUUGGACACAACAGAAAUCAGAUGAUGACUUUGAUUGGUUAUUGAAUCGUGGAGAAACGGGAUCAACAGGCACAGGUCCCAGUGUCGAUCAUACAACAAAUUCAAAUGUUGGGUGGUAUAUUUAUCUCGAAGCCAGUUUUCCAGCUGAAGAAGGCCAAAAAGCACGCCUUGUCAGCGAACAUCUAUCGGCUGAAGACGGUUGUUUUACUCUUUGGUACCAUAUGCUCGGUGAAGAUAUAGGAGCAUUAAAUAUUUAUUUGGACAGCAAAUCAUCUCCAAUGAGAUUGUUAACAAAUAUAACUGGACAACAAGGCGAUCAGUGGAAACAAUUGAUAGAAGGUGUUAAUACGGGCUUACAACCAAAAGAAACGUUACAAUUUAUAAUCGAAGGAACAGCUGGAACAGGCCCUGAGGGAGACAUAGCCGUGGAUGAUAUUGUUUGGUAUCCUGGUCGUAAUUGCGAUAUAAGUCUAACAAGUACAAUACCCACCACAGUUUCACCAGUUACUUACCCACCAAAUCAAUACGAUUGUAAUUUUGAAUGUAACUGUACCUGUAAUUGGGUUCACGAUCAAACAUCAACGUUCAAUUGGAAAAUAGCUAGAGGAGAAACGGGUUCGGCAACAACUGGACCUGACUUUGAUCAUACUCUGCAGUCGACACUUGGUCAUUAUAUUUAUAUCCAAACGACAUCAGCGAAACCUAACGACACAGCAAGAUUAAUCAGUCCUGAUCUGAGUGUAACAGAAAAUAAUUAUUGUUUUCGCUUCUAUUAUCACAUGUAUGGUGCUAACAUUUAUCGACUAAAUGUAUAUGCAGGAUCUAAUAGCAAUUUGGGUAAAGCAAUAUGGCAGAAAGAAGGCGAUCAGGGCGAUGAAUGGCGUCUUGGAACGAUUGAAUUAUCAAAGAGACUAGAUCUGCCAACUAAUACAGUGUAUCAGCUGGUUAUAGAAGCCAUUGUUGGUAAAAAUUCUCAAGGUGACACUGCCGUCGAUGAUCUGGCUGUGAACGUUGGUGCUUGUCCUUCAACAACGAUGUGCGAUUUUGAAUCAGCUGAUCAAUGUGGUUAUGUAAACGAUCCAUCAAAUAAUGUUGACUGGAUUCGUCAACAAAGUGGAACGCCAUCGAACGGUACAGGACCGACUGUACNUGACACUGCCGUCGAUGAUCUGGCUGUGAACGUUGGUGCUUGUCCUUCAACAACGAUGUGCGAUUUUGAAUCAGCUGAUCAAUGUGGUUAUGUAAACGAUCCAUCAAAUAAUGUUGACUGGAUUCGUCAACAAAGUGGAACGCCAUCGAACGGUACAGGACCGAGUUUUGACGUCACAUAUGGUACACAUUUUGGUCAUUACAUGUAUUUGCCAUCAUCAAAAGCACAAAAUGCUGAUGAUAGUGGACGUUUAGUAUCAAGACAAUAUCCAGAUACAACCGGUUCGUGUGUUCGAUUUUGGACACAUCUCUAUGGAAGUAAUAUUGGCACACUGAAUGUGAGAACAUUUGCUUAUGGACAAUUAAAUCCAAAGAUUCUAUACACACUAACGGGCAGUCAAGGUGAUCAGUGGAAAUUAGUGCAAACAACUGUCAAAAGUAGCACACCAUUUCAGCUGGUAUUUGAAGGAAUUUUACAAAACCAUUCUGAAGGUGAUAUUGCAAUUGACGACAUUGAAAUUCAAUCCGGUGAAUGUUCUCCCUUAGCAUCAUGUGAUUUUGAGAAACAUAUGUGUGGAUUUAUGCAUCUGAAAGCGGAUUUUAAUUGGAAACGGACAUCUUCCAAUAUUCAAAUAUCAAACGGACCUACUACUGAUCAUACAACUAAUACUCGAGCGGGCUAUUAUAUGUUCUUGGAUCGUGCCAUCACAACUCCAAAUAAAGUAGCUCUAUUGGAAUCGGAAUUAAUUUCUAUAAGUGAUGGUGUUAAAUGUUUAAGUUGGUACUAUUACAUACGAAAUACAACAGGAGCAAAAUUCAAUGUCCUUGUUCGUGAUCCGAAUGCAAAUACAACGUCAACAAUAUUCACGCAAGAUAAAGUAUUUGACAAUUAUUGGAUUUAUCAAGAAUAUACACUAUUACCAAACAUAACGAAGUCGAAAACGUAUACAAUUGUAUUCCAAGGUAUAGUAGGAACCAAAGUCGGAGAUAUGGCUCUGGACGAUGUUAAAACCACAAGUGGUAAAUGUCUGGGUGUCACCGCUCCAACAGGUCAAUAUCGCUGUAUUAACGGAACACUCAUAUCACAAACAAAGGUUUGUGAUUUUGUAAAUGAUUGUCCGGGUGGUGAGGAAGAGAAACAAUGCGGUAAUUGUACUUUUGAAAAUAGUGUUGUGAUGUGUGGAUGGAAGGUGAACAGUAGUAGUUCAUUUACGUGGAAACGUGCUAGAAAUGGUAGUUUAGCGCUAGGCACUGGACCACCGUUUGAUUAUUCAAAUGGGAACGGGUAUUACAUGUAUGUUGCACCGGGCACUGGUCUUUCAAGUUCUCCAGCACGAUUAAUCACGUCCGUCUUUAGCCAAGCAAGUGCAACAUGCCAAUUUGAGUUUUGGUUAUUUAUGUUUGGAUCGACUAUUGGAACACUCAAUGUCACAUUACAUACUGGUGGUGUUGAACGAGCCGUACUACAACGAUUUUAUUCCGGAUCAUUGACGAUGACAAAUUGGACACAAAUCCGAAUUGAAUUAGGACGAGUAGAUGUUCCAUUUCAAAUAGCUCUUGAUGCUACACGUUCCUUAUCAGCAUAUGGCUUUAUUGCGAUUGACUCCACUAAAAUGAACAAAUGUUAUUUACCACCGGUACCUGCCAAAUGUACAGCUGCUCAAUUUACGUGUAACCGCGGUUCAUGUGUAGCAAAAGCACGUCUGUGUGAUAUGACCGAUGAUUGCGGUGAUCACUCAGAUGAAUAUAGUAAACUUUGCUUAUCAUAUCAAACUUGUACAUUCGAUGUAUCUUUCUGCGAUUGGACCCAUGACAACAGUAGCGAUUUUAAAUGGGUAUUACAUAGAGGCAUAUCACCAACUGAACUAACGGGACCUACACGAGAUCAUACAACAGGCUUUAGCACGGGUCAAUACGCAUUAAUCGAGGCAUCGUUUCCACAGCAAUCGGGAAUGAAAGCUCGCUUGAUGAGCCGUCUGUUUGAACCAACUACGACCACUUGUCGAUUGAUUAUACAUUAUCAUAUGUAUGGCGAAGAUAUGGGAGAAUUGAAUGCUUAUGUGAAAUUGUUUGCGAACGGACCAUUAAAAAAGCUUUGGGGCGUAUCGGGUAACAAAGGAAAUGCAUGGCUUCGAUAUGAAUUAAAGCUGAAUUAUUCGCAGCCAUUUCAAGUCUUCAUCGAAGGUGUUGUUGGAGAGAGCUUUCUAUCGGAUUUAGCUAUCGAUGAUACAGUAUUUACACCUGAAUGUAUUCCAUCACAAUUGUCAAGUUUACCAUCAACAAACGUUACAACUUCAACUCCAACUCCAUGUCCGUCAAAUCAAUUUCAAUGUUCAAAUUCAAUGAUUUGCAUUGAUAAAACAAAAGUAUGUGACUUCAAAGCGGAUUGUUCAGAUGCAUCAGAUGAACAUUAUUGUGGUCCAUGUGAUUUUGAACAAGGUAACUUUAGAAAAUUAGCAAUUAAGGCAAAUAGUAUCAAUAAAUGUUUUUUAGAUCAAUGUGGUUGGGAAGAUGGAUCCGUAGGAUAUUAUACAUGGCAAAGGGAUCAGGCGAAAUCUUCUUCUGGAAAUACUUUAACCAUGAGUGCACCGCCAUUUGAUCAUACACAAAAUAAUGGUCUGGGAUGGUAUAUGUACGUCGACGGUGAUACUGCAGGAUUUUUCGAUGUUGCAGUGGUGCGUAGUCCAGUAUUGCCGAGAGCAAGUUCCCGAUGUGAAAUAACAUUUUAUUAUUGGUUUACUGGGAAUAAAACUGGUUCAAUUAAAUUAUUAGCUACAGUACCGACAAACAAUACAGGUACAAAUACCGUUGUGCUUUGGGAACAAACACAAGCACAGGAUCAACGUUGGAUACGAGCAAGGGUUAAAGUUGGUGAGCAAUUAGGCGUAGUAAGUCACGGUUGGCGAUUAUCAUUCGAAUUAGUACCUAACCAAAUUGGUUCAACACCAGACACUGAUGAUGUUGCUAUAGAUGAUAUUUUCUUCUCCAAGUGUAAUGAGAACGAUACAGAUAACAUUUUAAAUUGUGAUUUUGAACAAGAUUUGUGUUCAUGGACACUCGACGGUGGUAAGUUUAAUUGGACUCGUACAUCAUCGAAGACACCAUCAUUCGACACGGGACCACAUGGUGAUCAUACAACCGGUCAGGGUUAUUAUAUAUACAUCGAAGCAUCAAUACCCCAACAACCUAAUGAUAAUGCAUGGCUCGCUAGUCCAAUGAUGCUCCCGACACCAAGGAGUUGUCUCAUCUUCUACUAUCAUAUGUUUGGAGCCGAUAUUGGAACAUUAAAUGUUUUGUAUGAGAGUACAAAUGGACGAAAGCCACUUUGGUCAAGAAAUGGUCAACAAGGCAACGUUUGGAAACGUGGACAACUUCAUUUCGACAGCACUGUAACAUUCCGGUUAAUAUUUGAAGGAAUUGUUGGAAGUGAGUUUGGUGGAGAUAUAGCAUUGGAUGACAUUGAAGUUAACUCUGGUUCAUGUCCCAUAUUGGAUGAAUGUGACUUUGAACAUGGAUUGUGUGAGUGGAAAAAUAAUGCUCAGGCGGAUUUUGAAUGGUUAUUAGGCAAAAAUGGAACAUCAUCUUCGGGCAGUGGACCCUCGAUCGAUCAUACACAGGGAUCAGCAUUUGGACAUUACUUAUACAUUAACUCAAUCGGACAAACGGUAGGUAAUGAAGCUCAAUUAGAAUCACCAUCGUUCAAGGCUAGUCAACCACGUUGUCUCCGAUUGUGGUAUCAUUUAUACGGGGUUGGAAUCGGAUCCUUACAAAUACAGCAACAAAUUGAUGGUGGAAGAUUAAAAACAUUAUGGUCAAAAUCAAACGAUCAAGAUAAUAUUUGGCGUCAAGGACGUGUGAAUAUUCCUGUAGCAUUGGGUUCAAGUAAUUACAGAAUUCUGAUCACUGGUGUUAUUGGGAAAAAUAAUCAGCAAGGAGACAUUGCUAUUGAUGACUUAAGCGUAAAAGAAGGCGAAUGUCCUGAUACAACUAUAUGUCAAUUUGAAGAGGAUUUAUGUAGCUGGUUGAAUGCACCAAAUCAUGAAAUGGACGAGAUCGAUUGGUUACGUAAUAGUGGUGAAACACCAUCUGUGGGAACAGGGCCUACGGUUGAUCACACAUUUGGUACACCGUUUGGAUUUUACAUUUACAUCGAAGCGAGUGAUUCAUUUGAUAGUGGUGAAAGGGCAUGGCUUUUAUCAGAACACUAUGAUGCCGGAAAAUAUUGUAUCGCAUUUUACUAUCAUCUGUGGGGGCAGGAUAUCGGUACAUUAAAUUUGCAUACACGAGUAGGCAAAGCACAACCUCAACUCGAAUGGAGUGUGAGUCGUGAUCAUGGAAACACAUGGCAUUUGGGUUUAGCAAAUGUUGAUAUGGCGUCUGAAUUUUAUUUCAUCUUUGAAGCAGUGCACAGCGGCAGCUAUAUGGGAGAUAUAGCGCUUGACGAUAUUACCAUUCUGCCUGGUUCAAUGUGUCAUAUUACAACGAGUACAACUACGACAACACCACCAACAACGUUAGGUCUACAUACACCGUUAUCAUGUAACUUUGAAAAAGAUGCAUGCUUAUGGACAUUAGAUGCCACAGGAAACUUUAACUGGACAAGACAUCAGGGCGAAACAUCUAGUGUUUGGACUGGACCCCAUUUUGAUCAUACACUUCAAACAGCCGACGGAUUCUGUUUACAUUUCUGGUAUCAUGCUUAUGGAACAUCAAUUGGUUAUUUGAAUAUAUACGAACGACCGCUAAAUACCAAUAAUUUGACGUUGAUUUAUCGAAUAACUGGUGAUCAAGGUAUCGAUUGGAAAGAAGCAAGAGUGUUUCGACAAAAUGUGGGCAAUUACCAAUAUGUGAUCGAAGGCGAAGUAGGAAAUGGUAUAUCAGGAGAUAUUGCCAUUGAUGAUAUUGCAACAAACGAAGGUUCAUGUUCGUCGAUGCGUUUCUGCGAUUUUGAAUCAGAUGACUUAUGUGGGUAUACAUCGGACGUAUCUGGAAAUUUUAAUUGGACAAGGAACAAAGGUUCAACCGACACACUGUUUACUGGACCCAUGGUUGAUCACACUACACUAACUGAACAGGGACAUUACAUGUAUAUUGAAACAAGUGCACCAAAAGUUCAAGGCCAUGCUGCCAUUCUCGUUUCACCAACAUUUUCGUCCUCGAGUGCAUAUAAUUGUCUACAAUUUUUCUAUCAUCAAUAUGGUUCCGAAGUUGGAAUGUUGAAUGUUUAUAAACGAGAAGUAGGCGCUGGUUCAUUGACACCAUUGAAAUUGUUUACAGCGCAAGGCGAUCGUGGCGAUGAAUGGCAUGUAAUGGAAAUCAAUAUUGUUCCAACACGAUCGUUCAACAUCAUCUUUGAAGGAGUUGUCGGAAAAGGUUUUAAAGGCGAUAUUGCCAUUGAUGAUGUACUUGUAAAAGAUCAGUAUUGUGCACCAUUGGGCUAUUGUGAUUUUGAAGAAAAUUUAUGUGCAUAUAAAAAUUCAGAAUUCGACCGACAAUUAGAAUGGAUACGAUUCAGAGGUGAAACACCAAGCGUAUUAACUGGACCAUUAACUGAUCAUACUCUAGGUACGCAAUAUGGAACAUACAUUUACUUGGAAACGUCAUCACCCGCUAAAGAAAGUGACCGGGCAAUACUCAUUAGUCCCGAUCUGGAUAAUACAGCACGUUAUUGUUUUCAAUAUUAUUAUCAUAUGUUGGGUGAUACUAUUGGCAGUUUGAAUAUUUAUCGGCAGACGUAUUCGAACAGAAGUGCGAAAAUACCGUUAGCAAGUCACUCCGGUAACAAGGGCGAUCAGUGGAAUGUUGGCCAAGUACAACUGGAACCAUUGAAAAAUCAAACAAGUACAGUUUAUCGUAUAUUGAUCGAGGGUGUCGUUGGUUCUUCCUUCGACGGAGACAUAGCAAUGGACGACUUUUCAAUUACACCGGGCACAUGUCCACCUACACCAAAUGAUUGUCUUGUGAAAUGUAAUAAAAAUGGUACAUGCAUUCCGUCUUCAAAAGUAUGUGAUUUCAAUU